Molecule: messenger RNA, 2632 nt
Organism: Pipra filicauda (Wire-tailed manakin)
Lineage: Eukaryota; Metazoa; Chordata; Aves; Passeriformes; Pipridae
Gene: AR
Product: androgen receptor
Exons: 8
Coding region: 49-1401 (450 amino acids)
Biological process (GO): regulation of DNA-templated transcription; male gonad development; androgen receptor signaling pathway
Cellular component (GO): nucleus
Molecular function (GO): zinc ion binding; sequence-specific DNA binding; steroid binding
Source: RefSeq, a predicted model, not a curated record
ACCAGACAGCAGCAGGUACAUUUUGCCCGAGUCAUGCCUUAGAGAUAAAUGACAUUUCCCUCAUUCCUGAGGCAAGUGCUGUAUCCUCCUCUUCCUUGCGGCUCUGUUCAGUGUGCCGUGACUGCGUCCUGCUUCCCCUGGCAGACUUCUGUGGGAUCAGCGGAGUCUCGGAGCUGGCACAGUGACCUUUUCAACACCAAUAUCUUGUCCUUUGAACUCCAGUGCUUGUACAGCACUACCCUGCUGCUGCGAAGGUUGGAGACCGGCCGUGACCAUGUCCUGCCUAUUGACUAUUACUUCCCACCUCAGAAGACCUGCCUGAUCUGUGGAGAUGAAGCGUCCGGGUGCCAUUACGGAGCCCUCACGUGUGGGAGCUGCAAAGUCUUCUUCAAACGGGCGGCUGAAGGCAAACAGAAGUACCUGUGUGCCAGCCGGAACGACUGCACCAUCGACAAGUUCCGACGGAAAAACUGCCCCUCCUGCCGCCUGCGGAAGUGCUACGAGGCCGGGAUGACGCUCGGAGCCCGCAAGCUGAAGAAACUGGGUAACCUGAAGACACAGGAUGAGGUGGAGGCAGGCAGCUCAUCCAGCCCCACGGAGGAGCAAGCUCCCAAGCUGGUGAUGACACGCAUCGAUGGCUACGAGUGCCAGCCCAUCUUCCUCAACGUCCUGGAGGCCAUCGAGCCCGGCGUGGUGUGUGCUGGCCACGACAACAGCCAGCCAGACUCCUUCUCCAACCUGCUGACCAGCCUGAACGAGCUUGGGGAGCGGCAGCUGGUCUACGUGGUCAAAUGGGCGAAGGCCCUGCCAGGAUUUCGCAACCUGCAUGUGGACGACCAGAUGUCAAUAAUCCAGUACUCUUGGAUGGGCCUCAUGGUGUUUGCUAUGGGGUGGAGAUCCUUCACCAACGUCAAUUCCAGAAUGCUUUACUUUGCUCCAGACCUGGUCUUCAAUGAGUACCGCAUGCACAAAUCCAGGAUGUACAGCCAGUGUGUCAGGAUGAGGCACCUCUCCCAGGAGUUCGGGUGGCUUCAGAUCACGCCCCAGGAGUUCCUCUGUAUGAAGGCUCUCCUUUUCUUCAGUGUUAUUCCAGUGGAUGGCCUGAAGAACCAGAAGCUCUUCGAUGAGCUCCGCAUGAAUUACAUUAAGGAACUUGACCGUAUCAUCGCCUGCAAGAGGAAGAACCCCACCUCCUGCUCCCGGCGGUUUUACCAGCUCACCAAGGUCCUGGACUCCGUGCACCCGAUUGCCAAGGACCUGCACCAGUUUACAUUUGACCUGUUAAUCAAGGCACACAUGGUGAGCGUGGACUACCCGGAAAUGAUGGCUGAGAUCAUCUCUGUGCAGGUUCCCAAGAUCCUGUCUGGAAAAGUCAAGCCUAUCUACUUCCAUGCACAGUGAUCUUCCAUAGGGACCCCCGAGCUGCCUCCCCCAUUCCAGCCAUCUCCUGCCUGUUAUUUCUGCACUACUGUCCUGCAGUGCCUUGGGGAAUCCCUCCGCAGUGGUGGCCGAGGGGACAGGCAGUGACAGACCUGCUGGGAUUCCUGAGAUUUCUGUUUUCCUGAGGUACCUCUGAACUGAACCCCCGGCCUCGGCCUCAGCCCAGCUCUGGCUGCUUGUGGUGAUGGACAGGGACUGGCACGGAGCAGCAGGACCCCGCCUACUCUCGUCUCUGUGUCACCGUGACUCCAGUGGCCCAGGGCCACAGAAGAGUGGGAGAAGUGCCAGUAGUUGGUGGGUUUGGGGUGUUUUCUAUACGCAGAACAUGACAUGAAGCAGGUUGCAGCUCCGCGUUUGGCUGUAGGUGAUGUUACCGGCCUCCUUUGGGAUGUUUUGUUUGCAUUAUGGUGCUGGGAAGCAGAUGAGUUCAAACAUUGCAGCAGAGAAGCAGAGCAGAGCUGGGGGAUGAGGUGAAUUUGCGGCCGAGGAGUUCCCAGGCCCCGGGGCCGCCGUGGGAUGUGUCUGGCCAGCCUGGCCCCGGGACCCGCCUGCGCCGCCGGGACACGGGCGAUGGAGCGGAUGGGCUGCAGCCAAAGGCUGCCGAGGAAGAUGACCUUGGAAACCCCCCAAUGGCAGCUGGCUCCUGUUUUCCACCUAGGAUGUUUGUGCUACAGCCUGUCUGGGUCUCAGUCUGUCCCGCAGGCCCCCCGGUGCUCGGCAGUCAACAUUCCCAUCCUUGCCAGCUGCUGCUCCCUCACAAAGCCAAACCCACCUCCAGAAGUGCCUGAUGCCCUCGGAGCUCCCACCUGCCUGGCCACCCUGGGCCCCUGCAGCCCCUGCCCAGCCCCAUGCCCGUUCUGCUGCUGCCGCUCUCCGCAGACCCUGGAUUCCUGCUGCGCUCCUUCCCUUCGUUUGUCCCAGCUCUUGUUUGCAAUGCUAUGGAGCCAAGAGGGGGCCAGGAUCUGCGGGGCCUGUGGAGCCACGGGACUCCUCCGUGAAUCCCAUCUGUGGGGAAGCAGCUGUGGGAACUGGCCGGUGCCACCACGGUGCUUUGGGGGGCUGGAAAGGAAGAACCAACCCUCAUGUACUCGCUGUCCCACGUACAUGGUGCCACACACACUGUCACACACACACUGUCACACACACUGUCACACACACACUGUCACACACACACACUGUCACACACACACUG